GAGUAAUUGCUCAUACAGUAUGUGUUCAGUGAAGUGUCUGUGUCUCUGCAGUCAACUUUGCUUUUGUCUCCUUGAAUGGUGAUGCACCGACUCAGCCCUUAGGAAAGAUGGUUUGGUUCAUGGAAGGAAUGUGCUUUUUGCCAAUUUUUUCAGUAAUCUGGUCAUCGAGUACGUUCAUAAUAUCUUACAUCAUCGCAAUAUGUAAUGGACAUGUUGAAGUUAUCUUUCCUUACAUCAGUGAUACAGGGGCCAUUCAGCCAGAGAGCGGUGUGUUUGGAUUCAUGUCGACCAUCGCUACCUUUGCAAUCUUUGCUACGAUGUACGUUGAAUAUAAAUUUGUGGAGAGAGUCCAUGAGACAACCGGUGCCGUGUCCCCACGUUUGAACAAGGUUUCUUUUGCUUUUGGCAUCCUCUCUUGUGUCGGCAUCCUUGUGGUGGCUACAUUUCAGAAUCUGACGAUGAUGAAAACCCAUGAUGUGGGUGCUUGUUUAUUCUUCAUAUGUGGCAGUAUAUACGCUGUUAUCCAAAGUGUGAUAUCGUACCGAGGUCAUCCAUAUGGAUGUUCCAAGUACACUUGCCAUUUCCGUGUGUUCUUCGCUGGAUUGGCUGUUCUAGCUGUAUUACCCACAAUUAUUUGUUCAGUUCUUGUCGGACCAAGCGGACUUCAUUGGCACACCAAUGAUGAGCACUACACACUUCAUUUAGUGAGUACCGUGUGUGAAUGGAUCACUACUUUCAGUUUUAUCUUCUUCUUUUUAACAUACAUCAGAGAGUUCCAGCAAUUCACACUGAAACUGACUGUUAAUUUAAUCGAGUAUUCUUGACCAUGACAUCAUGCCGUUACAGUAUGUUUUGGUGCUUUUUUUAAUUAAUAGAAUUGUAU
This is a messenger RNA of Carassius auratus (goldfish), 883 nucleotides long. RefSeq names its product DNA damage-regulated autophagy modulator protein 1-like. Bases 108 to 824 code for a protein of 238 amino acids. Gene Ontology annotation, biological process: regulation of autophagy. Gene Ontology annotation, cellular component: lysosome. The record is from RefSeq and is a predicted model, not a curated record. NCBI's taxonomy places the organism in Eukaryota, Metazoa, Chordata, Actinopteri, Cypriniformes, Cyprinidae. The transcript has 7 exons.